Messenger RNA from Centruroides sculpturatus (bark scorpion), 825 nucleotides. RefSeq names its product zinc finger protein 271-like. Gene Ontology annotation, molecular function: RNA polymerase II cis-regulatory region sequence-specific DNA binding; DNA-binding transcription factor activity, RNA polymerase II-specific. The transcript is spliced from 2 exons. The record is from RefSeq and is a predicted model, not a curated record. Gene Ontology annotation, biological process: regulation of transcription by RNA polymerase II. Lineage: Eukaryota; Metazoa; Arthropoda; Arachnida; Scorpiones; Buthidae. Bases 1 to 720 code for a protein of 239 amino acids.
AUGGCAUUCAAAGAAAUUCGCAAAAGGUCGCUCUUCCGACCUUGGAUCAAUUACGAAGAAAGUGAAACUCUGUGCGAAAAAGAGAAAUCAACUACGGAAAAAAAUAAUCUUAAUUUAUCGUUUAAACCGAUAAAUUAUUCAGAAAAUAACCAAAUAAUAAGUCAAUCUAUAGAUAAUAUCCAAUGGUCAAACAUGGAGGAAACGUAUCAAGUCAAUUGGAAAGAACCCGAACAUCAGCAGAUGAAUGUCUUUGCUAUAAAUCCAGAUAUAAUUGCUCCUGUGACUUCUCAUCAUUCUAUUUGGUGUCCCGAAACCAGUGGCACAGAUUUGUUGGGAACAGGAAGAUGGAGAGCGAAGAAGCAAAGACCGAAAAGAUUUCAAUGUCCUCAUUGCCACGUAUCUUUCAGUAAUAAUGGCCAACUGAAAGGACAUGUCCGUAUACAUACCGGAGAGAGGCCUUUCGCAUGCGAUCAUCCAGAUUGUGGCAAAACUUUCACUCGAAACGAGGAACUAACCAGACACAAACGCAUCCAUUCGGGAAUUAGGCCUUUUCCGUGUCCUCUUUGCGGAAAACGAUUCGGAAGAAAGGAUCACCUGAAAAAGCACAUCAAAACACAUCAAAGAGCUCAACUGCUUCAUUUUCCUAUCGGCUUACCUUCUUUCCAAGGAAUGCCUUUCGUCGUAGGAAACGAUUUCGUGCCUUGGUUGGGUUCUAUGUAGAUGCUCCUCUAAUUUACUCCUGUAAUUUUGUAUAUAAGAAUAUAUGAAUUAUUUAAUAAUUAUCAACGACUAAAUAUAUAUUUCUACAAGAAUAUAUACUAUCCA